This is a messenger RNA of Scophthalmus maximus (turbot), 2127 nucleotides long. It is a transcript of the gene nck2a, whose product is annotated as NCK adaptor protein 2a. The record is from RefSeq and is a predicted model, not a curated record. Bases 350 to 1552 code for a protein of 400 amino acids. Lineage: Eukaryota; Metazoa; Chordata; Actinopteri; Pleuronectiformes; Scophthalmidae. Gene Ontology annotation, molecular function: protein binding. Gene Ontology annotation, biological process: negative regulation of endoplasmic reticulum stress-induced eIF2 alpha phosphorylation; positive regulation of translation in response to endoplasmic reticulum stress; negative regulation of PERK-mediated unfolded protein response. The transcript has 5 exons.
CCUUCCUGGUGACGGGUGGCUUGACGCGAGGUGGUUGAGGUGGAGGCGGUGUGAGCCUGCGACAGAAAAAAUAAGCGAGCGGCAGGACGAGUGGUUCAUGGUCCUGUCCGUGAAAGGAAAAGAAAAGAAAAGAAAAGAAAAACACAGAGACACCGCGAGGACAUGUGGAUUUAGCGCGUUAGCCGCGUCGCUUCAGUGACUCGCAGUUUGGUUCGUUCACCGCGUCUCGCCCCGGCGGUCCGUCCUCCCUGGAGCGAACACUAAGACACACCCUCUGCUGAGGGAACCAUGGUAACGCAGAGUCUCUAGGACAAGGUUCGCUCAGCAUGACAGGGGGACUCCAUGAAAGAUGACAGAGGAGGUGAUUGUUGUAGCCAAGUGGGACUACACGGCCCAGCAGGACCAGGAACUUGACAUUCGCAAAAACGAGCGUCUCUUCCUCCUGGACGACUCAAAGACCUGGUGGCGCGUUCGCAACGCCGCCAACCAAACGGGGUACGUGCCGUCCAACUACGUGGAGCGCAAGAACAGCCUGAAGAAAGGCUCGCUGGUGAAGAACAUCAAAGACACACUGGGUUUGGGAAAAACCAAGCGGAAGACGAGCGCCCGCGAUGCCUCGCCGACACCAAGCUCAGAUACAGAGUACCCCUCCAAUGGCACCGGGGGUGGCGGGAUGGGAGGAGGAGGAGGAGCUGCGGAGAGAAUCUACGACAUCAACAUCCCCGCUGUCGCCAAGUUUGCCUAUACGGCGGAGAGGGAGGACGAGCUGACCCUGGUCAAGGGAGCCCGGGUGGUCGUGAUGGAGAAGUGUAGUGACGGCUGGUGGCGGGGCAGCCAGUCGGGCCGCGUGGGCUGGUUUCCCUCCAAUUACGUCCAGGAGGAGCUGGAGGGAGCGGACGACAGAGGAGAGGGAGAUUCGUCGCGGGGUUACCCCGCGGGGUCUCAAGGGACUUUGUUGGCCAACGGGCGUGCGGGCGGUGGCGGGGGAGUGCUCCACCUAGUCCAAACGCUCUACCCCUUCAGCUCUGUCACAGAGGAGGAGCUGAACUUUGAGAAGGGAGAGGUGAUGGAGGUGGUUGACAAGCCUGAGAACGACCCCGAGUGGUGGAGAUGUCAGAACUCACGUGGCAUGGUGGGCCUGGUACCGAAAAACUAUGUGAUGGUGCUGGAUGAGCGGCCCGGCCUGCCGUCCUCCACGUCGAGCUCCCCGCAGAACCAGCCGGUGGCACCAGCGCGCACAGGGAAGUUCGCCGGGCGGGACUGGUACUACGGGAGCGUCACCAGACUCCAGGCCGAGAGUAUACUCAACGACCGAGGGGAGGAGGGCGACUUCCUCAUACGAGACAGCGAGUCAUCGCCCAACGAUUUCUCCGUGUCCCUGAAGGCAGCCGGUAAGAAUAAGCACUUUAAAGUGCGGCAGUCGGACGGCGUUUUCUGUAUCGGCCAGCGCAGGUUCAGCUCCAUUGACGAACUGGUGGAGCACUACAAGAAAGCCCCCAUCUUCACCAGCGAGCAUGGAGAGAAGCUGUACCUGGUCAAAGCGCUGCUGUGAUUCGCACACCCACACACGUACACUGGAUCUCACACACACACACACACACACACACACACACACACACACACACACACACACACACACACACACACACACACACACAUUAUACUAACGCCACUCCCCUAACUGUCUUAACUCAAGCCUUAGCUCUGAACCCUCUCGCUGUGGCGUCUGCACCACGUCCAGAAACUGAGACCAGAAAGUCUUUCGAGCUCUACAGCUGAGCAGCAAACCACCAAGACUUCUGACACUAUGUCUGCCACUUCCGCCGGCCGCAUCCUUCAUGUGCAGCACAGUGCGGAGAAACAAUUCUCUUAUUCUGGAUGUGCUGAAAUGCAGUCUGCUAACACCCGCCGCCAACAGGACAGAACGGAACAAAACGGCCGAGGCCUUGCUGGGGGUUGAGCUCUCCUUCUACAUGAUUUCCCCAUUUACUUCCACGCACAUUGUAGGUUAAACCAUUGCUCUUAAUCCACACAGAAGGACGGGCGUCAUCAGUUCGACAAGGACUCGAACCUCUGAGGGACCUGACCGCGAUGUUGUCCUGGCCAUUCUUUUAUUUUUGUCUGUUU